AUGAAAUUGGAAGAUAGCCGUUCCAAUGAAGGUGUAUCGAGGAAGAGGAAAAGAAAAAGAAAUAAGACGGGUGGCGAAGAAACAAACGGAAAUGUUUUAGAUAAGGAAAAAGAGGUAGAGUUGGUGAAAUCUAGGAGAAACAAGCAAAUUAAAUUUAGCGAUGAUGUUGAUGUUGAUGUUGAUGAUGUUGCUGGUGCUGGUGAUGGUGCUGGUGAUGGUGAUGGUGAGACGAAAGCGGUAGCGGAGCCAGAUAGUUGCGACACAACUACUGACAAAAAUGUUAUAGUUGCCAAAUUUCAAAAAGUAUAUCUGAAUCUGAGUUCAUUUGCAAAAAACCGGCAUCAUCAUCAGAAGAAGAAGCCGUUUAAGAUUGUCAAAUAUACCGAGGAAUCAGAAGAAUCUGACUCUGAUGCAAAUAACAAGUUCGAUUUCCAACAAAGCAACUUGCAAUUACUGGAAAGAGCCGCAUCUCUACUCACCAUACGACAGAAACUUCCCAUUUUCCAACAUAAAGACGAAAUUAUGAAAUUCAUUCUGCAAAAUCAAGUAACGAUAAUUGUUGGUGAGACGGGUUCAGGAAAAUCAACCCAAGUGCCCCAGUUCCUCAUACCUAAGAAUUCUAAAACUAUCGCUGUCACGCAACCAAGAAGAGUUGCUGCAGCUUCGUUGGCUGCAAGAGUAAGCGAUGAAUAUGGAUGCAAGUUGGGUUCGGAGGUGGGGUACCAGGUCAGAUUCACCAACGUGAGUAAUGACAAAACUAAGUUGAAAUACCUUACUGACGGUAUGCUAUUACGAGAGAUAAUGCUAGACCGUGACUUGAAUAGAUAUACUACUAUAAUUAUAGAUGAAGCUCAUGAAAGAACUAUUUUAACUGAUUUAAUUAUGGGAUUUCUAAAGUCAUUAGUAUUGUCAGGGAGGCGCAAAGACUUGAAAAUUGUCAUAAUGUCUGCCACUUUAGAUGCAGAGCUUUUCAGCAAUUUCUUUUCCGAUGCACCAAUCCUAUACGUGGAAGGGAAAAUGUUCCCUGUAACACAGAUGUAUAUAAAUAGCGAAGGCGUUGAAGACGUCGUGGAUUGUAUGAUACGAUCGAUCAUUAAAGUGAAUUUGACUGAACCAGAAGGUGAUAUCCUAUGUUUCUUAGCGGGGCAAGAGGAAAUUGACAAUUGUGUAAAGACAUUAGACCAGAUUGCGCCUCAGCUCCCACGAGAAGCGCCCUUGAUUGUUGCUUUGCCCUUGUAUGCGGCAUUAUCACCUAGCCAUCAACUGAGAGUUUUUGCAAAUCUUCCAAAGGGACGAAGAAAAGUGAUUCUCGCUACGAAUAUUGCAGAAACUUCCAUCACUGUUCCUGGUGUAAAAUAUGUAAUCGAUUCGGGAUUGCGCAAGGUUAAACUAUGGAAGCACGCUUUGGGAUUGUCUACGUUGCUAACGACUCCAAUCUCACAAGCUUCAGCAAAACAGAGGGCAGGUAGAGCAGGAAGAGAAAGCGCGGGGAAAGUGUUUCGGUUGUAUAAAGAGUCAGAAUAUCAAAAACUUCCCAAACAGCAGGAGUCAGAAAUACAGAGAAACGAUAUAAUUUUACCAGUACUAACAUUGAAAAAAAUGGGUAUAGAUGACUUGUUGAAUUGGACUUGGUUGGAAAACCCAGGACAAGAAUCUAUCUUGAGUGCUUUGAAUACUUUAUACACUCUAGGUGCAUUGAGUGAUGUUGGAAAGAUUACCACUUUGGGGUUGAAAAUGAGUGUUUUGCCGUUGCCCCCACAAUUGUCGGUAGUAAUGAUAACUGCUUUUGAGAUGGGCUGUAUAUCAGCCGUAAUAGACAUUGUUUCUUGUCUUUCUGUGGACAAUUUAAUUCUCAACGUUACUGGUGAGGCUAGGGAUGAGAUGAAUUUCAAAAGAAGAUCAUACUGCCCCAAGGGAAAUACUUAUGGAGACUUGAUUGCACUAUAUGAACUCUUUAAAAAUUAUAAAUCUCUAGGAAAGGAAUGGUGUCAAGAGUUGAUGCUCAAUUACAAAGGGUUUAGAAACGUAGAAAAGAUCAAAAGCCAACUUGAAGAGUAUAUGCUUGCCAUGAUCAAGCAGGAUGAAUUAUUAUCGAAUGAAGAUAAAGACAAGAGAUUAACAUCAUUAAGAGCGCAACUAGAUGAUGAUGAUGAUGAUGAUGAUGAUGGUGGUGGUGGUGAUAGAGAAGAGAAACUAUUGGAUGUAACAGCAAUAUUGAAGUCGUUCCUUAAAGGUUUCAUUACAAAUACUGCAGUGGGUAUGCCUGAUAGAUCCUUUAGGACUCUCAAUACUGGACAACUAAUCAGCAUUCACCCUUCAUCCCUCUUAUUUGGCAAGCCAAACUUAGAUGCUAUCAUGUACAUUGAGUAUGUGUUUACUACCAAAAGUUACGCACGUAACUGUUCGGCCAUCGAGUUAUCAUGGAUACAAGAAGUUGCUCCACAUGUUAUCAGUGGUAACAAAAUUAGUAUUAAUGAAGAAUAA
This is a messenger RNA of Lodderomyces oxycetoniae, 2484 nucleotides long. Its product is annotated as RNA helicase. The record is from RefSeq and is a predicted model, not a curated record. Gene Ontology annotation, molecular function: double-stranded RNA binding; ATP binding; helicase activity. The transcript has a single exon. Gene Ontology annotation, biological process: positive regulation of transcription by RNA polymerase I. Gene Ontology annotation, cellular component: nucleolus; intracellular anatomical structure. The coding region runs from base 1 to 2484 and encodes 827 amino acids. Lineage: Eukaryota; Fungi; Ascomycota; Pichiomycetes; Serinales; Debaryomycetaceae.